CAACAAAUAUGCAAAUGAUUAAAAUGUGGAAAGAAACCUUUAGUUAAUAAUCUCGUCGUACGGUGGUGUGCUUCGUUUCCAGAACAUCAACGAUGCACAUUAAGACGAGUGUCGAGUUUUCGCCGAAAAAGUUCGUCGUUCAUACAUUUUACGGUGAAAAGACUUGCUUCUGCUGGGAGGAGAACAAUCUUGUGAUAUUCCGCUACACGAAUCGCGAUGACAUUUCCGCUGAGGUUCUGACAACUCCAGCUCGGAUAAAGACAAUACAAUGUUUCGGUGAUCGAGCUUUUGUAAUUUGCGUCCCGCGGGGCACUUACAAAAUCUCGAAAGACCGAAAGUUUGCUGUUCUGAGCAGCAGUGCUAUUGGAAUGGGCACUGUAUUUUACGAAACACUGAAACCGAGAGACAAUUAUCUUUACUUGGACAAUAAACAAACAAUGGCACAUAAACUGCUGUUUGAACUGUCUUCCAAUGAAUGUUCGGCGGAUCAGUUGUGCGUUUAUCUAUUAACAGCAGACACUAUUGCAAGACAAUUUAUGACAGCUUUAACGUCCAACGAUUCCAAUGUUGAAAAUUUAUGUAUAAUCGCAGAAGCUCAGAAUGUGUUUGUAUUAUUCAAAGAGACAGUACAAAUAAUCUAUCACACUAUACAUCCGAUUAAGGAUAUAAUACCUGUACAAAAAGAUUCAAGGAUUGCAGGAUUACUUUUUCUCACCAGAUUAGAUGAAAUUAUUUUAAUACGUUCUAAACAUGAUAAACUUGUCUUCGAAAAAAUUUACUUGGGUACACAGAUCGAAACUAUAUGUGCUGGUUUCAGUCAAUUAUUAACAGAUUCAUUAUGGAUCGUUUAUGUCUGUGAAUCUAAAAUGUAUUAUGCGAGAAAGCAAUUAUUAGUUGAAGAUGUUCAACAGAUAAGAGUUCAGGAUAGAAAGUAUGUUUGUUUUCAGUCUUACGAUUCCAAAGAGAUUUUGUGUUUGACACAAGACAAAGAGUUGGUAGAAAUUUCGAUAAGCACGAUAGAAAGAAAAUUAUCAGAGAUAAACGAUACUUCUAUUAAUUUACAUCCUAGUAUGUUAGAUGUUACAUUUAUGAUGGAUAUAUUGUACAAAGAAAGCCAAAAGUUACAUUCCCUGAACGAGAUAUUAACGAUAGAAGAAGACAAGUUAAAAAGGAUAAAUUUAUAUGCUCAUAAAUAUACGGUGCGGUCGUGCCCAAAGAUGACGAUAAAUAGGAUGGCUAAUCAAUUAUACUGGUCAAUAAAUUUCGAAGAUGCCUUACCAAAAGGCAAUAUAGUUGUCUUUAACGUAAAAUUGGGGUAUCAAAACUUUUUUUCUAUGAAAAGAAUAGAGCAACAAACUGCGAUCGAUAUUCACAUACCUGAACAUCUGACAACGCAUCGUUUACAAGUUUCAACAGAUUUAGUAAUCCUCAAAGAAGAAAACUGCCCUUGGUUAGUUAUUAAAAAUUGUAUAAUCAAUUCGGAACAAAGUAAAAAGAAGAAAAAGUCAAAUUUUAUAAAUUCUAAGAUAGCUAUGCUUGAAAAUUUAAUACAGGAAGGGAACAUUACGAUGGACAAACUGUCCGAUAUUAAAAGAUCUGUUAGGAAAGAACUGAAUGAUAUUUAAAAGAACUUAAAAAGAAUUUAAUGUUGAAUUGAUUUUAUUAGAAAUAAAUAUGAUUUUUAUUCAA
This is a messenger RNA of Ceratina calcarata, 1689 nucleotides long. RefSeq lists its product as uncharacterized. Bases 93 to 1625 code for a protein of 510 amino acids. NCBI's taxonomy places the organism in Eukaryota, Metazoa, Arthropoda, Insecta, Hymenoptera, Apidae. The transcript has 2 exons. The record is from RefSeq and is a predicted model, not a curated record.